AUGACAAAAACAACAGCUCGAUGCUACAAUAUCUUCGAUAGAAAACUCAGCAAAGAAGGCACUGUAGAGGUGGUCGAGCGUCAGCUGUUCGUGGAGGGGUUCGCAGAAGAUUCUGAUACUGCUGUGCGAUUGAUAGCUCCAAAAGGCGAACUCUUCGACGAUUCCGAUACAAGGAUUUGGCAAAUAGACCAUCUCGACAUUCGAUCUCAAUAUGUCAACAUAACUGCUAUUGAGUUAGAUUCAGUUGUUGUUGAAACAGCAAAGAAAUGGUUUGGCGUUAUUGAAGAAGAAAAUCACCGUGUGAUUGUACAAGAUGGUCUCGAGUACUUGAAAGAAGCUAGCAAACGUGGGAAGAAAUCUGAUGUCAUAGCCUUGGAUGCAUGUGGUGGAGCCAUUAGAUCGCCGUGCCCUGCUAAAGUAUUUCGGGAUGUGGAAGUGAUCGAGAGGCUCAGAAAAGCUCUUACCCCUACAGGCCAAUCAUCAAGCUUUGCACAUUCUCUCAAUCGCAAAAUAAUACCAUAA
This is a messenger RNA of Cylicocyclus nassatus, 522 nucleotides long. Lineage: Eukaryota; Metazoa; Nematoda; Chromadorea; Rhabditida; Strongylidae. The record is from the annotation of a GenBank genome assembly.